This is a messenger RNA of Zonotrichia leucophrys gambelii, 2167 nucleotides long. RefSeq names its product tumor suppressing subtransferable candidate 4 (gene TSSC4). Lineage: Eukaryota; Metazoa; Chordata; Aves; Passeriformes; Passerellidae. The record is from RefSeq and is a predicted model, not a curated record. The transcript has 4 exons. Bases 427 to 1461 code for a protein of 344 amino acids.
CCGCUCUGCGGAGCCUGGCAGGGACUCGGUGUCCCAGCGCGCCGCGGGCCGCGGGCGGAGGGCAGAGGUGGGAAAGGCGGGCCAGGCGGGCAAGGCGUGCGGCUGCAGUGGAAGGUGUUGGGGCUGUGCGGUGUCGGGGAGGCAGCAGGAAGACGCACAGAGUCUGUCUGAGCAACACCAGGAUGGAGGAGCCCACUGGGAACCUUCCCUUCCGGAGAAACAUCCUUCCCGAGUCGUGCUGUGGUCAUGUCACCAUAACAAACCUGGUGGAAGUGCUGAGAUCUUUGGUGGCUUUAACUGACCCUCAGGAGGGGAAGCUGACUCAGUCUCAAGAGAAAGCACUAAACUUGCUGGGCAUUUGGAAAAGUGUAUUUAGAGUUGUUCCUGGGCCUACAUCAAAGACCUCAGUGGAGUGACAGCUCGAAGAUGGGAGACCAGGAGGCGGGUGAACCUUUUCUGGGGAUAGUGGCUGAUGGGGGCAGAGACUUUGAAGGAGCUCUGCCCUCAGACACGGUGUCACUCAGCGAUUCUGACUCUGAUGACUUGGGGCUGGCGGAUGAAGCAGAAGUUGAUACAAUAUCUCCCGAGGAGCCAUCUGUAGAUGAAGGGGAUUCCAGAUCAGGAGAGACACCUGACUCUUCAAACAGCAGAUCUCCUGUGCAGCCAUUCCAUCUGAAGGGCAUGAGUUCUACGUUCUCUCUCCGUAGCCAGAGCAUUUUUGAUUGCCUGGAAGAGGCAGCCAAGCUGUCUGUGCCCUCGAUGCCUGAAGAUAAUGUUGUUGAUGGGAGGUUCAAGCGCCCAUUGCCUCCAACCACAGUUUCAGGUAACGUGGUCCCAGAAAACAUGGGAAGGCAAGCCAGAGCAGUGCAGGCUCCCAGAACCUCUCCUGCAGUGCCUGACUACGUGGCACACCCGGAGCGCUGGACCAAAUACAGCCUGGAGGGAGUUUCAGAGUGCAGUGACAAGACUAACAGGGCAGUGGCCAUGGAAUUUCUGGGGGGUUUGAAGAAAAGAGGGGAGCAACAGAGCUCGGCUACCCAAGACAGCUACACCCAGUCCUUCAACCAGGACCCUUCCAGCUGUGGAGCUGGGAGGAUUGUCUUCACCAAACCAACCAAAAGAGGUGUUGAUGGACUGGAAAAGAAAACAUCUACAGGGGAGGAUGAUAAAAAACAGGUGAAGACAGAUCUGAAAGGAAAAUCUCUUAAGAAGGCUGAUGACCUGAGGGAAGAGGAUAAGGUUGAGCUGGGGCACUUAGACAGUGACAGUGGAAAGGCAGCAGAGGAGGAGGAGUGCAUGAUGGAAGGGGACCAGAACACAGAACAUAAACCUGAUACAAGGCUUAGUGGUGCAGGUGAAGAGCCAUCGCUGGGAACAGUUGGAUUCCACUGCAGUAAGAAGAAGAGCAGGAAAAAUUUCCGACCUAAAGCAGAUGAUGAAGGGGAGGAAGAAGAGUCCUGAAGGAUGAAGCACAUUGGAGACAUCCCAGGACUUGUCUUGGUCAUUUUUUUCCUUCUCUCUCUCUUUUUUUUUUUUUCCCCCCUUUCUGGUCUGAAAACCACAUGAUAGCUUUUUGUCCAACAGUUUGCAUCAUAGCCACCAAGAAUGUUUUAUAUUGUUAGAAAUUAGGCUACCUAAAAUAAACUCCAGCCUUUUUGUUUAUGAGAGUUCCAUGGGCACAGGAUAGUUGCAUCCUGGCAGGAUAGAAUAAAGUGUGAUACUCCAGAGCUGAAGUAUCCAAAGAAACAGAAGUGUUAGCUAAACGGUUGCAGGGCUUCCUAGUAACUCCCAGUUUUGGAAUUGUUCCCAAAUCCUGUGGAAUCCUGGAGAAAAGGUGAUGAGCUCAUUAUGUAGAGAUUUUUAAACUAUGAAAAUAAAACCUAGUCUUCCACUGCAUGUGAUUUCUUCUGGCCCUGUCCCAGGGAGGAAAACCUUUUAACUUUUUUGUUUAAAAACAUCUUUCUGUCAUUGCCAUUGAGGGUGAAAGCACAACAAUGCCCAGUUACAUGAUGUGAGGAUCUGCACCUUUGUAUGUCCUUUCCAGGAGGUGCUGCUUCCAUACUGAUUCUAUAUGUGGAUUGGGGCAUUUGUGGGAAUCAGCUAUUUAUACCAGAACUGGAGACUUUUUUUUUCUAUGUGAUACAAUAAACUUUUGGUUGUAACUUGA